Rhizoctonia solani is the source of this 930-nucleotide messenger RNA. Its product is annotated as Sugar (and other) transporter. The transcript has 5 exons. Gene Ontology annotation, biological process: carbohydrate transport; transmembrane transport. Gene Ontology annotation, molecular function: carbohydrate:proton symporter activity. Gene Ontology annotation, cellular component: membrane. Bases 1 to 930 code for a protein of 309 amino acids. NCBI's taxonomy places the organism in Eukaryota, Fungi, Basidiomycota, Agaricomycetes, Cantharellales, Ceratobasidiaceae. The record is from RefSeq and is a predicted model, not a curated record.
AUGCGAACUCUAGUGCAGGCGGGCGGUGCUAGGAAGGGGAACGUAAUUGAGAAUGAGUCUUUUAAAAAGAGCUUUAACUAUCCGAGCGCUGCUUUACUUGGGACCAUCGUCGCAAUCCUAGAGAUAGGCUGUUUUGUAGGCUCAUUAGUUACCGCAGCAUUCGGUGAACGCCUUGGAAGGAAGGCGUCUACCUCAAUAGGUGCUACUGCGAUGCUCGUGGGAACCAUUCUUCAAACUGCAAGCCAGGAUUGUGUGACGAUGAUCGUAUCAAGGACAGUUUCAGGGAUAGGAUUGGGAAUAAUUGUCGGAAAGAAUUCAACUGUGCCUGUCCUCCAGGCCGAGUUUUCGCCCAAGGCUACUCGAGGAAUUUUUGUUUGUAUACAGCUGACCGUAUUGAACCUUGGAACUAUGCUUGCCUACUGGGUUGACUUUGCGUUCUCAAAGGAUGAAUCAUUAGGCUCCGGGCAAUGGAGAAUUCCGAUUGCCCUCCAACUGGUGCUCAUUCUGCCCCUACUGCUGCUUUCGUUAUUUGUAGUUCCGGAGAGUCCCAGAUGGCUAGCCUCUCACGCUCGUACAGAAGAAGCAAAACAUGUGCUCCGAAUGCUUUAUACUGCGCCACCAACAAGCGACGAACCUCCGGAGGCCGAUAUGAUUUUUAAUGCGAUUAUAGAUACCGUAAACUACGACAAGCAAUUCGGUAGCGAGCACUGGGGUGACGUUCUUCGUCUUUUGAAAUACGAUGAUCCAAUCAAGAGCAGGCGAAGGCUUUUGAUUGCUUGUGGGAUACAGGCAUUUCAACAACUAGGCGGAAUAAACUGCAAGUAUCCUCGAUUCGGGUUCUCUGUGCAUCAUCUAAACCCCUAUCUCAGCUAUUGUUUACUAUGCCAGCUUUCUCUUUUCCCGUAUUGGAUUUUCACCAUCCCAGUCUAA